Molecule: messenger RNA, 447 nt
Organism: Acanthisitta chloris (rifleman)
Lineage: Eukaryota; Metazoa; Chordata; Aves; Passeriformes; Acanthisittidae
Product: carboxypeptidase A6-like
Exons: 4
Biological process (GO): proteolysis
Molecular function (GO): metallocarboxypeptidase activity; zinc ion binding
Source: RefSeq, a predicted model, not a curated record
GUGGACUUGUGGCAGCCCAGCAGCCCCUUGCACAUCGUCGAAGGUACAGUCACUGAUGUGCGAGUACCGCAGAACACAACCCGAAGUCUGCUGCCCUACCUCCAGCAAGCAAACAUCCAGUACACGAUUCUCAUAUCAGACCUACAGAAAGUAAUAGAAAACCAAACUGGACUGAGGCCAUACAGGAAUCGAAGGUCACUCUCUGGGUAUAACUAUGAAGUGUAUCACACUUUGGAAGAAAUCCAGGACUGGAUGCAUCAUCUGAAUAGAACUCAUUCAGAUCUUGUUCACAUGUUCUCUGUUGGAAAAUCCUAUGAAGGGAGACCACUGUAUGUACUCAAGUUAGGUAAAAGAUCACGGCCCUACAAGAAAGCUCUCUGGAUAGACUGUGGGAUUCAUGCAAGAGAGUGGAUUGGACCUGCCUUUUGCCAGUGGUUCGUGAAAGAA